Molecule: messenger RNA, 1605 nt
Organism: Clupea harengus (Atlantic herring)
Lineage: Eukaryota; Metazoa; Chordata; Actinopteri; Clupeiformes; Clupeidae
Gene: srpx
Product: sushi-repeat containing protein X-linked
Exons: 10
Coding region: 84-1433 (449 amino acids)
Biological process (GO): phagolysosome assembly
Source: RefSeq, a predicted model, not a curated record
UCGUGUUUCUUUGGGGGAGGCGGGCCCUCGCGGAGGAGGAAUGUGCCGGAGGUCUCGCACUCAAAGCCCGUGCAGUUUUGAACAUGGACACCUGGCUGUGUGUGUGCGUGCUCCUGGGACUCGAGCUCUCGUGCUGCUUCGGAUACGAAGGCUCUGGCUUCUACACAGACGAUGAGGAUUCGUACGCACGGAGAUACGCAGGUACACCAUGGUGUGCCCCAGUGAAGGUGAAACAUGGCCAGGUGAGCUGUCAGACGCCACGCGGCGAACGCCUCAAGAACGUUCUGAACACGCGCUGCAAGAUCCGCUGUAACCGUGGUUACGAGAUGCACGGCCACCAUGAGAUCCUCUGCCACGCCAACAAACAGUGGUCAGGCAGCUACGCCUGCAGAGAGGUGCAGUGUAUGAAGCUGUCGGCGCCCCCUAAUGGAGGUUAUAAGUGCACCGACGGCUCGUACUUCAACUCCCGCUGCCAGUUCUUCUGCUCCCCUGGAUACACACUGAGGGGGGACAAGAGCGCAUCCUGCCUCGCCAACCACAACUGGAGCGGAGGACAGACCCUGUGUGUGGAUGAUGAGGCUCCUGUGAUUAAGUGUCCCAGUGUUAAGGAUCGCACAGCUGAACCAGGAAAAGUGACUGUCAGAGUCACCUGGGAUAGACCAGAGGGGAAAGACACCGCAGAUGGCAUCCUCACAGAUGUGACUUUGAAGGGGAAGCCUCCAGGAUCCUACUUCGCCGAGGGGAACCAUAAGCUCUCCUACACCGUGUCCGACCGCGCCGGCAACAAGGGCUCCUGCCGCUUCAACAUCAGAGUCAGAGUGAAGCGCUGCACUCCUCUGUCCCCUCCUGAUAACGGCUGGAUGCGGUGUGACGCGGCGGGCGAUAACUACGGGGCGUCCUGUGAGUUCCGCUGCCUGGGCGGGUACGAGCUGCAGGGCAGCGCCGCCAGAGUGUGCCAGUCCACUCACGACUGGUCAGGCCAGGAGACCGCCUGUGCACCCAUGAAGAUCAAUGUGGUUGUGCGCUCUGCUGCCGCCCUCCUGGACCAGUUCUACGAGAAGCGUCGGCUCCUCAUCAUCUCCGCCCCCACAGCUGCCAAUCAUUACUACAGAUUCCAGAUGACCAAUCUGCAGCAUGCCCAGUGUGGACUGGACCUCAGGCAUGUGACGGUGGUGGAGCUGGUGGGGAUUUGGCCGGCUCAGGUCGGUCGCAUCCGACACAGACUAAUCCCACCACCUCUGGCCCUACAGCUCAGGCUCCUGAUGCAGUUAUCUAAUAACUCCUUCAACAUGGUGCUGCUGGAUAAGCAGGGGACGGACCGGCAGCGAUACACCUUCCCCGUGACGGCCGCCGAGAUCUUCACCACCAUAGACACCUUUCCCACGCGCACGGAGGAGACGCAGCUGCAGAAGGAGGCUGGACACAGCUGCUGAACACACACACACACUCUCACACACACACACACACACACACACACACACACACACACACACACACACACACGAGAUCUUCACCACCAUAGACACCUUUCCCACGCGCAUGGAGGAGACUCAGCUGCAGAAGGAGGCUGGACACAGCUGCUGAACACACACACACACACACACA